UCCAGGGGGUCUUAAAUCGUAAUAUGGCUGGAAAUGCAGUUCGAAGCUUAUAUAGGUUGUAUGUAGGAAAUCUACCGUGGACCGUGGGGCAUAACGAGCUGAAAAAAUACUUCAGCAAAUUUGGUCACGUUAACGGCGCCACCGUCGUAUUCGACAAGAAAACGGGUUUGAGCAAGUACUACGGUUUCGUUACUUUCAGCCACCGGGACGGUUUCGAAAACGCUACCUUUCAGUCUGCGCAUAAACUCGAAGGCAACUCUCUCAAGGUUGAGAACACUAACUCUUAAAAUGGCGAAGU
This is a messenger RNA of Anoplophora glabripennis (Asian longhorned beetle), 298 nucleotides long. Its product is annotated as SRA stem-loop-interacting RNA-binding protein, mitochondrial-like. The record is from RefSeq and is a predicted model, not a curated record. The coding region runs from base 24 to 287 and encodes 87 amino acids. Lineage: Eukaryota; Metazoa; Arthropoda; Insecta; Coleoptera; Cerambycidae. The transcript has a single exon. Gene Ontology annotation, molecular function: mRNA binding.